ACUCAAGCUCCCAUGCCAUAGCUCAAAUUACAAUUUCUUUUCUAAAGUACAUAACAGGCAUUUUGCAUUUCAUUGACAUAGAGUUUUUUCACAAAUAAUACUACGGAGUAUUUGUUUGUAAAUAUAUACACACACAUAUAUUAUAUAUAUAUAUAUAUAUAUAUAUAAUCUGUAACUCUAAUUAUUAUAUCAUAAUUACAUAAUCUUUGACACUUGGUUUACAUAACUUAUCUACUACAGGAACAAAAAAGAAAGAUAUACUACCUCCGUAACGCUAGAAUCUUCCCAGUUUGACUCUUUUGGGUCAAACUUCAUGAACUUUGACCAUUAAUUAUUCAAAACUCACAUUAUGUUAGGAUUAAAAAUUUAUUUUAUAUAACUCAUUGUAAAACGUAUUAUUUGAAUGUUAAUUUAUUAUGAAUUUUAUAAAUAUAGAUAUGUAGAUAUUUGCAGUCAAAGUUCAACUUAGAAGACCGUGAAAAGUCAAAAUGGGAAGAUCUUUAUGUUACGGAGGGAGUAAGUAUUUAUAACGAAGUCAACCUUUAUCACACCAAAUUAGACAUUUAUACAUACUGCAACUCUGCAAGUGUCUCUCUAAGGCAUUACCAAUGUUUAUGCCCUCUCUAGCACGGCCAAGGGCAACAGAAACAACUCGGCUACUUCACGUCCACGGUCAACCUUCCAGCAUUUAAAACAAUUCGGUCAAAUGUUGGACCUUUCUCUCAUUGCAGAGCAGCUAAUAAACCCAAUCCUAUGUUCCUUGCAAGUUGCAACCGAUCUAUCUGUGAGUUUAAAACCAUACGCAUUUGCAUUCACCAUAAAGUUGAAACUCUCAAGUCACACACCAUCGGCUGCAUUAACAGGUGUCCUAGUUACUGAACAAAAUCCAACAAAGGUACAUACUGUAACAAAAUCCAGGAUCAGAACACUCGUUGGUGAGACACCUGGUCAAGAUCUCUCUCAAUCGGCCAGCGCGGCCGCCACCGUCUUGCUGGGUCAGAGGUCGACCGGGGGCUGAUGGCCCUCCAUUGAUGUUGCUGCAGCAGUGCAGCGGAUGCGAUACUCUUGCUGUCGAGUUGUCCGAUGUUCUGCCUCCCCACGCCAAAUUACAACCUGAAAUCCGAAUGCGAUACUCUUGCCGUCGAGUUCUCCGAUGGACUGCCAUGGCUAUCAGAUUGUGAUUCCACUGCUUGCAAGAGAUAUACGGAGUAUAUGUCACUGAUGAUUUUGUCAUCGAUUUGAUAAAGAGGUGUUACAUAGUUGGCUAUAUACUACUACGUACGUAUUGUUUGGACAAUGGAAAACAUAAAACCGAUAGACAAUUACCAUGACUCUGAGUCUCUGACACCUUUU
This is a messenger RNA of Cuscuta epithymum, 1353 nucleotides long. The record is from the annotation of a GenBank genome assembly. NCBI's taxonomy places the organism in Eukaryota, Viridiplantae, Streptophyta, Magnoliopsida, Solanales, Convolvulaceae.